Messenger RNA from Paramecium primaurelia, 816 nucleotides. NCBI's taxonomy places the organism in Eukaryota, Ciliophora, Oligohymenophorea, Peniculida, Parameciidae. The record is from the annotation of a GenBank genome assembly.
AUGAAAUUACCAAGUAUUAAUAAACCUACAUCAGCAUAAUCAUCAAAUAGAUAAUUACCACCAAGAUAAAAUAAUAAUGCAAUAAGUAAUUUAGAAAAGAAUUUAUUUAAUAAACUAAAUGAAUAUGAUGAUAUUAAUAAAAUUGAUACUAAAAAAGCAUAAAUUAAUGAAGUUAAAUCUAAUAAGAAAAUUAACAAUUCUAAUGAUGAAAUAGAUUCUAUAGCAAAAAGAGCUAAUACAUUAAAAAAUUAUAGUCAAACAGAAAAGAUUAAAGAUUUGAAAUCAAUUUAAUAAAAAUAACAAUAAAAAGACACUGUGUUUAUUACUCAUAAUUAAUAAGCAAAAUCAGAAGAAUCAAAUAAUGAUUAGGAUGAUAGUAAUAGUGAUAGUAGUAUUGAAGAUUUAUUAUAGAGGAGUAAAGUAUUGGAUAAAUAAAAAAAAGUUAUGUUAAAUUUUGAAGAUGAUAGUGAAGUUGGUUAAUUAAAUAAAAUGUUAUUUUAAAGUAAGAUUUUUUAAAUGUAUUAUGAUAGCUGAUAUUGAUUUAGAUGAAUAGUUUUAAAGUAUGUGUAUUUUAAAAAAAACUAUAUCAUAGAUGUAAGACUCAAUGAAAUCUAUGGGAUAUGGGAUUAAUGAGAAAUUGAUGGAUGAGUUGAAUUAAUAAUAUGAAGAAAUGAUAAAGCUGCAAAGGGAAUCCUAAGUAGCUAAGUGAAAUUAAUUAGGCAAUUGAAGAAUAUUAAAUGAAAGAGAGCAAUACAAAAAAUAAAAUGCCUGCUUUACGUUCAAAUAGUGUUAAUUAAUCAAAAAAAUAGAAAAAAU